This is a messenger RNA of Parnassius apollo (apollo), 2271 nucleotides long. The record is from the annotation of a GenBank genome assembly. NCBI's taxonomy places the organism in Eukaryota, Metazoa, Arthropoda, Insecta, Lepidoptera, Papilionidae.
AUGGGUGUGGGGCUGCAGCCGCUGGAGUUCACCGAGUGUUUGGCGGACAGCCCGCAUUUUCGUGAGAACCUGCAGCGUCACGAGAAAGAGCUCGAGCGCACCAGCCAGCAGAUCAAGCGUCUUAUUAAAGAAGUGAAGGAUGUCGUGCAAGCUGCAAAACGUCUGGGCGCGGCGCAGCUGGCGCUGGCCUCCAGCAUGGAGCAGUUCGAGUUCGCGUGCAUCGGCGCCUCCAUGACGGAGGACGAGCGCGCCAUCGGGCGCUCGCUGCAGCACUUCGCGCACCUCAUCCGCACCGUGGAGGACGAGCGCGAGCGCAUGCUGGGGCGCGCGCACGAGCAAAUCAUUCAACCGUUGGAGCGAUUUCGCAAGGAGCAUAUUGGCGCUGUCAAGGAGGGGAAGAAGAAAUUCGACAAGAAGACUGCAAAGUUUUGCCAGAGCCAGGAGCGUACGCUCUCGCUUUCCACGAAGAAGCCCGAGGCCGUUUUUCAAGAAGCGGACGCCGCUAUGGACAUGGCGGAGCGCGACUUCUGCCAGGCGUCGCUGGAGUACGUGUUCCAGCUGCAGGCGGUGCAGGAGCGCAAGAAGUUCGAGCUGGUGGAGACGCUGCUUGGCUUCGUGUUCGGCUGGUGGACCUUCCACCACACGGCGCACGACGUGCACGCGGACGCCGAGCCGCUCGUCCGAGAUCUACAGCUUCGAAUCCAGCGGACGCGGAGCAACUUCGAGGAGACAAGCAAACAGACGGAAUCGCUCAUGAAGAAAAUGAUGGAAGUACGGCAAAUGAACAAAGAAGAAGAAAUAUCGGACGAUGGCGGUGGUGUAUCGCGAGCUGGUUACCUGUUCCUCAUGGAGAAAAAGGCGUUCGGAACGACGUGGAGCAAGCAGUAUUGCACGUACGAGAAGGAGUCGCGGAUGCUGUCGUUGAUGCCAUACAACCAGAUCAACGUGAAAACGACGGGUCCGUCGGAGUGCGUGUGCGUGUGCGGCGCACGCGCGUGUGUGGAAGCCGAACGGCGCUUCUGCUGGGAAGCCGUGCCCGCCGAGCGCGAGCGAGCGCCGCUGACGCUGCAGGCGCUCGGUGAGCGUGACCGCGCCGCCUGGCUGCGCGCGCUCGAUGCCGCGCCCUCCGCGCCCCCCGCCGCGCGCCGAGCGCUGCAGGGUGACGGAGAACCCCCAUGCGAACUAAACGAGGCGGGCUUUGCCUUUGUGCGUCGCAUCAUUGCCAUCUUAGAAGCGCGAGGACUUGAGGAACAGGGACUGUACAGAGUGGCGGGCGUUUCAUCCAAGGUGGCGCGGCUAGUUAGCAGCGCUGCUUCCACCGGUGGGCUGGGCGAGCUGGCUGAGCCCACGGAGUGCGAGAGCAAGACCCUCACGUCGGCGCUCAAGAGCUUCUUGCGAGCGUUGCCCGAGCCUUUGCUUACACGCAGACUACACGACCAGUUCCUCGCCGCUGCAAAGCUGGAGCGCCGGGCGGAUCGAGUGGCGGCGCUGCACGCGCUGUUGCUGGCGCUGCCGCACGACAACCGCGCUAUGCUGCGUCUCGUGCUGCGGCACCUGCGCAACGUGGCGGCGAAAAGCGACAAGAACCUGAUGACGGCGUCGAACCUGGCCGUGUGCUUCGGACCCACGCUGCUGCGGCCCGAACGCGAGACCGUGGCCUCCAUCCUUGAGCUGAAGUUCUGCAACGUGCUAGUGGAGACGCUGCUCGACCACUUCGAUGCGCUCUUCGAUCCAGUCCCACCCGCCCCGCCCGCUCCACCCGCCGCCCAGCCCGCCCAGCUCGCAGUCCGUCCGCCUAACGGGCUGCUUAGUUCAGGCAAAGAACAUGAACACUACGCGAAGUCAAGAACGUCUCCAACAUCGAUUCCAGUUUCAGCGCGCAGUGAUGUUGUGUCGGGGGCAUCGUAUGCGCCGCACCAGCACUCGCUGCUGCAGCAGUUCGCGCUGCCCGCGCACGCCGCGCUCCCCGCGCACCCCUCCCUCCCCGCGCUCCCGCCGCACUCCGCGCUGCUGGCGCACCGAGGUGGCGUGGGCCGCUGCAGCAGCAGCUCAGAGUCCGUGUCAAGCCACAGCGCGUCCCCGCCUCCGCCCAGGUUCACGCGCGUGCGCACACUAUAUGCUUGCCUGGGUGAGAGUGAAGGCGAACUCUCGUUCGAGCCCAACCAGAUCAUAACCAAUGUGGCGCCCUCUGGUGAGCCGGGCUGGCUUCGAGGGCAGCUAGACGGCCGCUGUGGCCUCGUGCCCGAAAACUACGUGGAGCCGCUGCCUUAG